GGAGGUUGGGGGGGCUCGCGUGCGCCGCUGCUGCCGCCGCCGCUGCUGCAGGGAGGAAAGAUGAAUGGAAGGACGGAUUUUGGGACAGAACAGAGUGCAGAAGUCUCACCACCAAUCUCUAAUGUAGGAAUGGCUUAUAUUCCAACAGAAGAGGAAAGGAAAGCCUUCAUUGAAUGCAAUCAAGAGAGCUUCUGGUUCAGAUCUCUUCCGUUUUCUGCAACAAGUAUGUUGGUUACUCAGGGAUUAGUUGCUAAAGGAAUUCUUUCCAGUCACCCCAAAUAUGGUUCUGUUCCUAAACUUGUAUUUGCUUGUGUAAUGGGAUACUUAGCUGGAAAACUUUCUUACGUGAAAACUUGCCAAGAGAAGUUUAAACGGCUUGAAAAUUCUCCUCUUGGUGAAGCUCUACGUCUGGCACAGGAUGCUCAACUUGGAUCACCUGGAUAUCUUUCAGAAAAGUCAGAAUUUGAGCCUGCACAUUCAUCUAUUGGAGCAUCCCUCACAUCUGAAAAAAGUGAAAAAGAAAGUUCCUUUCCUCUUUAUGAACCAGUCCCAUUCAGUGCUUCCUUGAAUGAAUCAACUCCUACUGGUAUUACUGAUGAUAAUGCCCAAGGACCUGAUACAAGCACAGAAGAAAAUCUUUCUAAGAAAAAAGUUGUCACAUAUGAAGAAUUAAGGAAUAAGAACAGAGAAACAUAUGAGGUUGCCUUGUCACAAAAAAGUGACACCCCACUUAAGUCUGUGCAGGAAAGAACACCAAAAAAAGAAGGGAAAGUAAACCAAUAUGGAGAUACUUGGGAUGAAUGAAAAAUUGUGUUGUCUACUGAAGAGAGUUUGUGUUGAGUCUACUGAAGAGAAUUUCAGCUAAUCAGCAUCAUCUAGGCGGUCAUGAGCAUCUGCAAGAAAGUGCAGAAGCAGUCUCCAUAAGCAUAUUUAAAAGAAGAAAUGUGGGUUUUAGUAGUAUGGCUUAACAGAAGGUUUAAUAUUAAUUAUGGAUUUUAAGGUUAAUAUUGUAUCAGUGUACACCGCUUGGGAAACUAGAUGAAUGAAGGCAUUGGACUGUGAUUUUAUAGAGUUUAUAAAAUCAUCUACAAAAAUUGUUUAAACUACUCUCAAAGUAUCAUCAAAAGACUGAUGCACUGGAACGGGCAUAGACAGAUAAAGUACUAUAUGUGUCUUUGUGCACAUAUGGCCAAAGCAACCAAAAUGUUAAGUGUUAAAAGUCCCAUGUGAAAAAUUUGCUUUCUUUUCUUAAAAGGUUUGCCAUGUCUUCGUUUAUAUCUUGUCAAUUAAAGUUGAAAGCAAUAUGCAA
This is a messenger RNA of Gracilinanus agilis (Agile Gracile Mouse Opossum), 1309 nucleotides long. It is a transcript of the gene OCIAD1, whose product is annotated as OCIA domain containing 1. Gene Ontology annotation, cellular component: endosome. The record is from RefSeq and is a predicted model, not a curated record. The transcript has 9 exons. NCBI's taxonomy places the organism in Eukaryota, Metazoa, Chordata, Mammalia, Didelphimorphia, Didelphidae. The coding region runs from base 61 to 804 and encodes 247 amino acids.